CAAUAGUAACCAAUUAGCCAACAAUGUAUUUUAUUUUCUGACUUUAACUAAUAGACUUCAGCAACCUAUUUCAGGAUCAGGAGUUUUUAGUAGAACUAUAGUGUUUUAUUCUUGUACUUUCCCGUGAGGUAUGAGCUGCUCACUCUGUUGUAACUGGCCUGUCCUUGACAAAUGACUGUGCAGUGACUGGUCCGUGUUUACACAAUAAGUAAUGAUUAGGUUGGGAGAUUCGUCUCCACAAAUGAGUAAUUUGGAAGUGAGCAGUGAUAAAUCUGAUAUAAGCAGCAGUCUGCAGAUGGACACACAUUCAAUUGCAAUAUGAAGUCCUGGUAUGUUCUUGCUUUUCUGUGGUUGUCAUGUUUCUGCCACAGAGCUCUUUCCUGCCCAGCUCUCUGCACCUGUUAUCCCAGAAGAAAUGAGGUGGUCUGUAAUGAGCUUCCCCUGACAGAGUUCCCCUCUGACGGUCUCCCGGAGAACACCACCCUGCUGACUAUCCAAUUCACAAACAUCACCUCCAUAUCUGAGGCCCAUCUAAAUGCCAUACCCAAGUUGCAAGGGCUCCAUCUGUACAACAAUCACCUGCACAGCCUUCCCUCUCAUCUCCUCAGGGGCGUUCCUCACCUCAACACUUUGGAUCUCACCGGAAACAGGCUAAACAAUCUGCCUGCAGAUGUCUUCAGCCACGCCCCACUACAGAGCUUGGUGCUGAAGAAUAACCUUAUUAGAAAAGCUGAUGCAGAGUGGCUUUCUUAUAACAGUAGCCUGACCUGGUUGGAUUUAUCUGGAAAUGAAUUAACAGAGAUCCCAACUAAUCUGCUUCUGAAGCUGCCCCACCUGGAGAACCUUGACUUCUCAAACAACCGUCUGGAUAAGAUACCAGCAAAUUCUCUGAGUCAACUGAGCAAACUUGAGAGGCUAAGCCUGCAGAACAACAAGCUCGACACGCUGAAUGGAUCUGCAUUUCAGAGCCUGCAUAGCCUCACACAUCUCUUCCUCACUCAGAAUAAACUCAACAAGCUGCCCAAAAACCUGUUCCAGGGACUCACUCAGCUCAGACACCUGAGUCUGGAUGAAAACCAGCUGAGCCAUAUUCCUCCAGGUUUGCUGGAUGAACUUCACUUGCUGGGAGAGGAUGGCCUCGACUUGACAGUCAACCCUUGGCUCUGUGACGGGAAGGCAGAGUAUCUAUGGAGGUGGCUUCACGAGAACAAGAAGAAGGCUUUCUUGCCAGACUCCAUCACAUGCGCUGGACCUCAGCCUCUAGCAGGUCGCUCAAUAAUAUCACUAACAGCAAAUGAACUAAACCUUCAGUCUUAAUAUUACUCCUGCUGGUCUUUAUCUAACAUGAAAAGAAAUCCAGUUCGGCCUGUCGGAUUUGAAUCACUAAAACAUGAUAACUAUGUGACUAUAAAUAAAUCUGAUUUAAAUAAGA
This is a messenger RNA of Haplochromis burtoni (Burton's mouthbrooder), 1432 nucleotides long. RefSeq names its product leucine-rich alpha-2-glycoprotein. NCBI's taxonomy places the organism in Eukaryota, Metazoa, Chordata, Actinopteri, Cichliformes, Cichlidae. The transcript is spliced from 2 exons. The record is from RefSeq and is a predicted model, not a curated record. Gene Ontology annotation, cellular component: plasma membrane. Gene Ontology annotation, molecular function: protein binding. The coding region runs from base 319 to 1317 and encodes 332 amino acids.